AUGUCAAUAUUAUUACCAAAUUCACAGAUUCUGUGCAGAUCAGAAAUCCAACAGCAGCAGCAGUUAUCGAGCAAUACCGCAAAUGGCUUAAAGUCGUAUGGGUUCGGAUUUGAUAGAAGUAAAAGUGAUCAGUGGAAGAAAAUUGCAAAGAAAGAUUUGAUCAAAGCGUAUAGUUUUUGGCCGGAUUUAUCAAGACCUGCUGCUGUUGAAAUGGAACCAAUUCAAGAUUCUGAGCAAUUGGAUAAAGUUUUGGAUAGAGCCAAAGACCUUUCACAACCCAUUAUUAUUGAUUGGAUGGCUAAUUGGUGCCGGAAAUGCAUCUAUUUGAGGCCAAAAUUGGAGAAAUUGGCAGCCGAGUUUGACACCAAGCUCAAGUUUUAUUGCGUGGAUGUCAAUAGCGUGCCUCAAGCAUUAGUAAAGCGUGGAAACAUCUCUAAGAUGCCAACAAUUCAGCUAUGGAAAGAUGGAGAAAUGAAAGCAGAAGUGAUUGGAGGGCACAAAGCUUGGCUUGUAAUCGAAGAAGUUAGAGAAAUGAUAAAAAAAUUUGUAUAA
Molecule: messenger RNA, 552 nt
Organism: Fraxinus pennsylvanica
Lineage: Eukaryota; Viridiplantae; Streptophyta; Magnoliopsida; Lamiales; Oleaceae
Source: the annotation of a GenBank genome assembly